Molecule: messenger RNA, 414 nt
Organism: Homarus americanus (American lobster)
Lineage: Eukaryota; Metazoa; Arthropoda; Malacostraca; Decapoda; Nephropidae
Product: gamma-gliadin B-like
Exons: 2
Coding region: 1-414 (137 amino acids)
Source: RefSeq, a predicted model, not a curated record
AUGGUCCUCCGUCCCACAGGCCCCAGUUCCCAAUGGUCCUCCGUCCCACAGGCCCCAGUCUUCAUGGUCCCUCAGUCCCAUAGGCCCCAGCUCAAUGGUCCCGUCCCACAGGCCCCAGUCUUAAUGGUCCUCCGUCCCAACAGGCCCCAGUCUACGUGGUCCCCAGUCCCAAAGGCCCCAGUCUCUAAUGGUCCUCAGUCCCAAGAGGCCCCAGUCUUCAUGGCCUCAGUCCCACAGGCCCCAGUCUUCAUGGUCCUCAGUCCCAUAGGCCCCAGCCCCAGCCUCAUGGUCCCCAGUCCCAAGAGGCCCCAGUCUCAUGGUCCUCAGUCCCAACAGGCCCCAGUCCUCAUGGCCUCCUCCGUCCCACAGGCCCCAGUCUUCAUGGCCCUCAGUCCCAAGAGGCCCCAGUCUUAA